This is a messenger RNA of Debaryomyces fabryi, 1551 nucleotides long. RefSeq lists its product as uncharacterized. NCBI's taxonomy places the organism in Eukaryota, Fungi, Ascomycota, Pichiomycetes, Serinales, Debaryomycetaceae. The record is from RefSeq and is a predicted model, not a curated record. The coding region runs from base 1 to 1551 and encodes 516 amino acids. The transcript has a single exon.
AUGACGGGAACACCAGUAUUUCAGUAUAAGAUACCAUAUGAAGAGUGGUAUUUCAUAGUCACGUCCAGCGGAUUGCAUUUUUAUUUUAAUAAGUCCAAAAAGAAGUCUUAUUGGCAAUUGUAUGAUAUUUUCCAAGAUAAUCCUGGUAUCGACCAGAAUGAGUUUAUCAAUUGCAUAAACAUGGAAGAUGUCGCGUUAUUGAUGAGUAGGGUAAAUGGGCUAAAGGGGUUGGAUGGAUACUUCUUCAAAGGUCCAAAAAUUCACAGCAAAGAUUUAAAGGCGAAAUUGACUGACGUAGAAAGUACAAAUGAUCAAAAGAAUGAUGAGGAGGGAACAGAAGAGGCCAUAAUAGAUAAAGAAGACACAAGAGAUAGCGACGAUGAAGAGGAAGAAGCGAUGGAGUACGACAAAGAUGAAAAAGAUGAGUUCAUACGUAAUUUGCUUUUAGAAGAAGGCUACAUAAAAGAAGAAACAGAGCUGGCAAUGGCAGUAGAAAAGGAAGAAAAAGCACCCGAUGGGUUAGAUUUAGGCUAUUCGUCAAGUGAAGAGGACUCCGAAGAAGAAGAAAUCCAGGAUAUAGAGAACGGGCAAGAUGACGAUGAUGAAGAAGAAGCAAAUCACAAAGAUGAUAAUAAUAAAAAUAGAGACGCCAACGAAGACCAUAACAUAGAGAAUGAUAACGCCAGUCUCAUCGAGGCGAACAAUAAGGAUGAACACAGAGAAGAAGAAGGUAAUGCAGGACAAAACGAAGAAAACCAUAUUGAACUGACUAUUCACAAUACAAAUGAAAGUGACGACGAAACGCAAAAUAAUCUAGGCUUAGACUUAUCGUUAUCUGACGAUGAGAGAGAUACCACACAAGACUUCUUACAAUUACUUGACUGCUACAAAGAUAGAAUUUCAGUGUACGAUCCGUGGUUUUUAGUCGAAGAAGAACUACUUUCUGAAUUUAUUACAAAACCUGAAUAUUACUCCAUACAUGAUUCAUCUGAAAGAGAGAGUAUAUUUAAUCAAUGGUGUAAAGUGCAGCAAGAUCAACCUCAAAAUGCAACAGCUGAAGUUGAAGUUGAAAAAUCUAAGGUAUACCCCACUCUAACUCAGAUGUAUUUCAAAUAUCUUCAAAAUCAUAAAAAGGAGCUCAAGAAAUAUUUCUAUUCCCAGUUUAGCACCAAAUUUGCGGAUGAAAUUGACUUGACUUUUUGUGAAUUACCAUCAAAGGAAAGAGAAUCGUUGUAUCGUCAAUAUAAAAUAAUGAUUACUGAUUAUGCCGACUAUGAGAAAAAGAUAAAAAAAUCUGGCCUGAACGAUAUCAACUUAAAGAAGUUAAGGCUUGACAAUUUCUUAAAAAAGAACUGUAAAACUAUAUCAAAUAAUGCAGAAUCAGAAGGUAUUUUGCAAGUAGAAGACUCAACGGAGGAUUCAUUCAGCAAAUGGGCGAAACUUUGUAAUUUGUAUAAUAUACCUACUUCAAUCGGUAAUAACGUUGAAAAUUUCAUAGUCGGAGAUGAAAAACGAUUGCAAUCAUAUAUAGAAACGCUAAGUAAGUCAUAA